AUGCCGUCCAGUAGUGUCACAUUUUGUGACUCCCAGGAUCUUGGGAUUCCGCUGCGAAUUAAGAUAAAGUCCCUUGAUGGUCGAAAACCGCUCCUGAAACCAUCUCAAAGGAUCUUGAAACCAUCAUUAUCGCAAAUAUCAUCAAAUGUUUUAGCCGUGAGUGAUAUGAUAGUCUCCGUUCAGGUUUUUGACAGGGAAAGUGAUCGAAUUUUAACCAUUCCCACAUACACGUUGUAUGUACCUUUCAAAAAUGGCAGGAAAUGGAACCAAUGGCUCACUCUGCCAAUUUUUCUCAAUCAGCUUAAUCUUUCGAGCAGACUUCGCAUUAUUCUAUGGGAAUUUAAUGGCACGAACAAGAUACCCUUUUUCCAACUGGAGACGUCUGUAUUCAACGAUGAUAAUUCACUGAAGAGAGGCCAAGAGGCUUUGAAAUUCCAAUACGAUGUAUCGAAUAGUGGCUCCGAAGUGAGAGAUGAUCGAGUGUUAGAUUGCCUCAACAAAUACUAUCAAGGUGAAAUUAGGAAGAUUGAAUGGUUAGAUGCGAUUACAAUUCCAGAUAUGCAAAAAGCUGUUGACGGGAGAAGCUGGCCAAUCGGCACAUUUGUUCUGAACAUCGAAUUUCCAGUCUUUGAGCUACCAGUGGUUUUAACAGAGAAGACUUAUCUUUCCGUUCAGCAAAACAUCCCCACAGUACACAAUUUUGAGCAGAGUAAUGAAACAACCGACCAUAUGAAGGCAGAACCACGAAUGAUAAUUCCGCUUGGAAACAAAACCAACUCAACUUUGAAAUUCUAUGAUCCAGAUCAAUUCAAUAGUAAUCCCAUUGAGGAAAAGUACAGAAGGCUAGAGAGAGCUUCGAAAAGAUCUAAUUUGGAUAAACAAGUUAAACCUGAUAUCAAGAAAAGAGAUUAUCUGAAAAAGAUAAUAAACUAUCCACCUGGUACUCAGCUAACCGCUCACGAGAAAGGAUCCAUAUGGAAGUACAGGUAUUAUCUCAUGACUAAUAAGAAGGCAUUGACUAAAUUACUCCAAAGUACCAAUUUGAAUGAAGAAACCGAGAGAACAGAAGUGUUGGAGCUGAUGGAUUCCUGGGCAGAAAUUGACAUCGAUGAUGCAAUCGAGCUUCUAGGUUCCGAUUACAAGAAUAUAUCAGUUAGAGCUUAUGCAGUGAAUCGACUGAAGAAGGCAUCUGAGAAGGAGUUGGAGCUAUAUCUAUUACAAUUAGUGCAAGCAGUUUGUUUCGAGAGUCUCUCCACCUUUUCGGACAAAUCGAAUAGUGAGUUUACUAUUGUAGAUGUUACACCUUCUCAGGCCUUACCACCUUCACUAUCGGCGACACAGAGCAAAAAAAUGGCAAGCACUGUCAAUGCCACUGAUGCUGAAGACCCAGCAAUAGUGAUAUCACCACUAGCAGAGUUUCUAAUCAGGCGUGCUAUUAUCAACCCUCGUUUGGGCAAUUUCUUCUAUUGGUAUCUCAAGUCUGAGUCGGAGGAUAAUCCAUACCUAAACCAAAUCAUCGAUUCUUUCUGGAGUAGAUUGAGUAAAGAUCGUAGAAUGGUGCUGCACAACCAAAUCGUGCUGGUAGAUUUGUUAAGAGACUUUUGCGAGCAGAUUAAGAGGCUGAAGGACACCACAGCGAAGAAAAUGGAGCUUUUAGCUCACCUUCUGACCACAAGGCUGAGGACUCUUCUGCGAUCCCAACCAAUAUGCUUGCCUUUAGAUCCUGACGUGGUCGUCGUAGAUGUUGUCCCCGAGAUGUCUAAGGUUUUCAAAAGUUCUUUAUCACCACUCAAGAUUACGUUCAAGACUAGCAGCGGUGAUUUGUAUCCCUUAAUGUACAAGGUUGGUGACGAUCUGCGGCAGGAUCAAUUGGUAGUUCAAAUUAUCAGCUUGAUGAAUGAAAUGUUGAUGAAUGAGAACGUAGACGCGAAACUGCUACCAUACCACAUUAUUGCAACAGGACCUCACGAGGGUGCCAUUCAAUUCAUCCCUAACGACACAAUGGCGAAUAUACUUAGUGUUCAUCACGGAAUUCUUCCGUUCCUGAAGUCCCACUACCCAGAUGACAAGCAAGAUCUCGGAGUGCAGAGCUGGGUUAUGGACAACUUCGUCAAAUCAUGCGCUGGCUACUGUGUGAUUACUUACCUAUUAGGUGUAGGUGACAGACAUUUGGACAACUUAUUGAUAACCCCUGAUGGCCACUUCUUUCAUGCGGAUUUCGGAUAUAUCUUGGGGCAGGAUCCCAAGCCAUUCCCACCGCUAAUGAAACUACCACCACAAAUUAUAGAAGCAUUUGGCGGUGCCCAGUCGCCUAAUUACAACAAGUUUAGAAGCUACUGCUUCGUCGUUUACUCAAUUUUGAGGCGCAACGCUGGGCUAAUACUCAACUUGUUUGAUCUGAUGAAGACUUCCAAUAUCCCAGACAUACGUAUCGAUCCUGAAGGCGCAGUCUUGAAGGUGAAAGAAAGAUUCAACCUCGACCUUUCAGAAGAAGAAGCGACAGUAUACUUUCAGAAUCUGAUUAACGAUAGUGUCAACGCGCUAUUGCCCAUUGUCAUCGAUCAUCUGCAUAACCUGGCUCAAUAUUGGCGUGCCUAA
This is a messenger RNA of Torulaspora delbrueckii, 2598 nucleotides long. It is a transcript of the gene VPS34, whose product is annotated as phosphatidylinositol 3-kinase VPS34. Gene Ontology annotation, molecular function: 1-phosphatidylinositol-3-kinase activity. The transcript has a single exon. Lineage: Eukaryota; Fungi; Ascomycota; Saccharomycetes; Saccharomycetales; Saccharomycetaceae. The record is from RefSeq and is a predicted model, not a curated record. Gene Ontology annotation, biological process: endocytosis; phosphatidylinositol-mediated signaling; autophagosome assembly. Gene Ontology annotation, cellular component: phosphatidylinositol 3-kinase complex, class III, type I; peroxisome; cytoplasm. The coding region runs from base 1 to 2598 and encodes 865 amino acids.